AUGGCAGACGUGCUUCCGGCAUUGGAGGUGGCUUUUGUCGAUCACUUUUGGGAGUGGAACGGUGGCAAGGGCCUUCCCGCGAACCCCAGGUGGUGUCCACUCUCGGAAAACCAGCAAAGGCUGAUUCGUGAAGAGAGCCCUUCAUUGACUCUUCUCCAGGACAAUCGAACAUUUCGUAAGGUAGCGCAGUAUGACUCGGAGGUCAUGCUUUUCCAGGCCGACGGCAUGGACAUUGGUGUUGAGUCUUAUGUGCGGGCUUUGGUCCGUCCAGUCGGGCCGGACAUGCUACUCAGCGUUCACGCCGACCACAUGCCAACGGAUGGGUUGUUGAAGUUCCAAUGUCGCUCCUGCAUAUCGUCGCGGGCACUCCUUCACCUCCAUGUGAUUGACGCGGAAAGCCUCUCCAUCAGCGUCCUGGAGCUGAAGAUCAAGCGGCUUUGUGUUGAUCAGAACUUCAUCAGUCCACAGCAACAGCUACGCUUGGUGAGCUCGGCCAGCGGUGAGCUGAUGAGCUCUUUUGGGAGGUUCUUUGUUUGGGGACCAAAGGUGGCUGCCGGCCUCAGGCCGCGCAAGCGCCUGGUCAAGAAAACCACGGUUUCCAAAGUCUCCCUUCGAAAAUUCUUUUUGCCAUGCAGUUCUUGA
This is a messenger RNA of Symbiodinium sp. CCMP2456, 642 nucleotides long. NCBI's taxonomy places the organism in Eukaryota, Dinophyceae, Suessiales, Symbiodiniaceae. The record is from the annotation of a GenBank genome assembly.